AUGAACUGCAUUCUGGCAAUAGCAAUAGCAGUACUAGUGAAGUUUGGUUCGUGUAUCCCAGACGAUAAUGUUUCUAAACUUCCAAUCGCUGCUCUCGUGCUUGCUCGAGGAGGAUCCAAAGGUAUACCGCUGAAGAACAUCGUCGAAAUUCAACCUAAUCAAACUAUGUUGGGUCGGGCUUUAGACACAAUUCAGAAGUCCGGUAUAUUUAGCUCAAUCUGGGUGUCGACAGAUCAUGAGCAGAUUGCUGCCGAAGCUGACCGUCACGGUGCAACAGUGUUUGCCCGUUCACCAAUGUACGCUCAAGAUCAUUCAACCUCAUUGGAAGCGACACGCGAGUUCCUGGAUGCCCAUCCUGAGAUAAAACAUUUCGCAUUGAUACAAUGCACUUCCCCGUUUCUGCGAGUAGACUAUUUGGUACAGGCCGCCCAACACAUUCGUUCGUGUGUGGACAAUUCAAUGGAAAUGCCAUCGUGUGUAUUCAGUGUAGUACGAAGUUAUAAGUUGCGCUGGCUCGAAGAUGUCGAUAGUGGCAGGUUACAGGCGAUUAAUUUUAAUCCAAUGGCUCGCCCGAGACGCCAGGACUGGCUGGGUGAGUUAGUGGAAACGGGUAUGUUUUACUUUUCCGACAGACAACUAAUCAUGGAAAUGGGUAGCUUUCAAAAUGAAAUGUGCACCGUAGUGGAAGUGGAUGAGCUGGACGCACUCGAAAUUGAUAAUUUAAAGCAUCUAACGUUGGCUCGUGUUUUGAUCAAAAUGGAAUAG
Molecule: messenger RNA, 765 nt
Organism: Anopheles marshallii
Lineage: Eukaryota; Metazoa; Arthropoda; Insecta; Diptera; Culicidae
Gene: Csas
Product: N-acylneuraminate cytidylyltransferase A
Exons: 2
Coding region: 1-765 (254 amino acids)
Molecular function (GO): N-acylneuraminate cytidylyltransferase activity
Source: RefSeq, a predicted model, not a curated record